CGGGGCUCCGGAACCGAUACCGGAACGGGUGGGGGGAGCGCGGGUCCCGGGCCACCAUGUUCAGCAAGAAGUCCUACGACAGCCCCCCGGCGGGGUACGGCCCCCCGAUGGUGUACGGCCCCCCAGUGGGGUACGGCCCCCCCACGGGUGAUUACGGCUACGGGUCGCCGCCGCCGGGCUCCUACUACGUGGAGGACACCCCGCAGCACUUCUACAAGUGGACGUCGCCUCCCGGCGUGGUGCGAGGGCUGCAGGCGGGGAUCCUGGUGCUGUGCAUCGCCAUCUUCGCCUGCGUCGCAUCAACGCUCGUCUGGGACUACGGCCUGGGGGGGACCUACAGCACCGGGCUGGGGGGGUACUACGGCUCCAACUACUACUAUGGCAGCGGGCUGAGCUACAGCUACGGCUACGGGAGCUACUACGGAACGGUGAACCAGCGCACGGCCAACGGCUUCAUGAUGGCCAUGGCUGUGCUGUGCUUCCUGGCCCAGCUGGGGCUGCUGGUGGCGGCGCUCAGCAAAUCCAGGGCCAUGCGCUCGCGGCGCUUCUACCUGUUGGUCCUGGUGCUGAGCGCUGUGCUGGCCUUCGUCAUGCUCAUCGCCUCCAUCGUCUACAUCAUAGGUGUCAACCCACAGGCGCAGAUGUCCAGCAGUUACUACUACAGCCCCUUGCUAGCCAUGUGCAGCCAGGCCUAUAGCACCACCUACCUCAACCAGUACAUCUACCACUACUGCACCGUGGACCCCCAGGAGGCCGUGGCUGCUGUCUGUGGGUUCGUCAUCGUCGUGCUGCUCUGCCUCAUCUGCUUCUUCGCCCAGAAGACGCGCAGCAAGAUCUGGCGCUACGGCAAAGCCAACAUCUACUGGGACCGUGAGCCCGUGGUGCAGGAGGGGCCCAACGUGGAGGAAUGGGUGAAGAACGUGGCGGAUGGGGCCAGCGUGCAGGACGAGACGGCCACUCUUGCCUACUCAGAGAAGCCCACCAGCCCUGUCACAGCCCCCCCCUACAGUACGUGCCCCCCCCCCAACACCAGCUACUGCCCCUCAGGCACCUACAGCAGCCGGGGCGACCAACCGGAUCGGGCCCUCAGUGCCAGCCCUGCGCAGGAGGAGGAGGAGGAGAAGGGGAAGGAUCAGCCCAGCAGACCCUCUGCCCGCCGUGGCCGCCGCCGCCGCCGCAACCCUGAGUUGGAUGAGUCUCAGUAUGAGACCGACUACACCACGGCUGUGGAGUCUGGUGAUGAGCGGGACCAGGAGCAGUGGGCCAGCCUGUACCCCCCCAUCACGUCGGACAGCACUCGGCAGCGCUACAAGCAGGAGUUUGACACCGACCUGAAGCGCUACAAGCAGCUCUGUGCCGAGAUGGACAGCGUCAACGACCGCCUCAAUCAGCUCAGCCGACAGCUCGACAGCAUCGCCGAGGACAGCCCUCAAUACCAGGAUGUGGCAGAGGAAUACAACCAGCUGAAAGACCUGAAGCGGAGCCCAGACUACCAGAGCAAGAAGCAGGAGAGCAAGGUGCUGCGCAACAAGCUCUUCCACAUCAAGCGCAUGGUGGGUGCUUACGACAAGGUGCGGGGGUAACCAGCACCAGGAGGAGGGGGGGGACACCCCCAACCCCCCCCCCCCCCACCACACAGACUUUUGUGCAUUUUGUACCUUUUUGUAAACAAACAAACAACGAAACACACCCAAACACAUCCAUCCCCCCCCCAA
Molecule: messenger RNA, 1715 nt
Organism: Lagopus muta (rock ptarmigan)
Lineage: Eukaryota; Metazoa; Chordata; Aves; Galliformes; Phasianidae
Gene: OCLN
Product: occludin
Biological process (GO): snRNA transcription by RNA polymerase II; positive regulation of transcription elongation by RNA polymerase II; bicellular tight junction assembly
Cellular component (GO): membrane; transcription elongation factor complex; bicellular tight junction
Molecular function (GO): cis-regulatory region sequence-specific DNA binding
Source: RefSeq, a predicted model, not a curated record